UGCGUGGCUGUGAGGUUCGUUCAAGCCGUUUGAUCGUGUUGCUACAGCCGCCUGCUCCGCUAGCGGGACCCGAGCACCAUGCAGCUGCUGUCAGCAAGGCACCCCGGGGCGCUCUGCGCCGCUCUGCUUCUCCUGGUAGCCGCCAGCGCCGUCUCCGCCGAGUCGGUGAGAGAAACUGAGACCAUGGACCCAGAGAGGUAUGGAGAGGACUAUUUCUCUUCUGGAGCCUUGCCAGAUGAUGAAGAUAUCAGUGACCUCAGGCCUGACUUGACCGAAGAGAGUGACUGGUUUUCUGGUUCUGGAGAUGAUGAUGAUGAUGCUGAAGAUGACAUGACUUCAACCACUGAAGAGAGUCCUAUGCUCUCGAGUGACAACUAUAUCCCUGAAGAUACUGGUAAGGGGACAAAGGAUGUGGAUGAAAACCUGGUGGUAGAGAAUGAACUAACUCCACGUAAAGUCUUGCCCCCUGAGGAACUGAACCCGUCCAACAAGAUUUCCAUGGCCAGCACAGCUAACAGCAGCCUCUUUGAGAGAACAGAAGUUCUUGCAGCUCUUAUUGCAGGUGGGGCAGUGGGGCUGCUGUUUGCUGUCUUCCUGAUCCUCCUGUUGGUUUAUCGCAUGAAGAAAAAGGAUGAGGGGAGUUAUGAUCUUGGCAAAAAACCAAUCUACAAGAAAGCCCCUACAAAUGAAUUCUACGCUUAAAGCCACCAGCACCUUGUGCCCCUCUGGGGAGAAAAACUGACUGUUAAAGCAUUUGGACCUCAGCUGAGAUGCUCCAAAUCAAUACUCUUGGAUCUAAUUUCAAAGUGAUUUUUUAAAAAAAUAUUUCGGUGCGACCCUUCCAUCCUGCUAAACUAACAAGGGCACAACAAAAUGCAAAGCGUCUGGGGGGGAAACCUUGUCAUGGCUAUAUUGGGGGGGGCAAGGGAAGGAGUGCAAAAGAUUGCCAAAUUCUGUAUUUUUGGUUGAGUGGAGGGUGUAUAUAAUGCAGCUUAUAUGGAAGCCAAUUGUGUGUGUUUGCAUCUGGUGUGCAUCUCUCCAAUUUGCCUUGUUUUGUAGAAGGUUUUUUAUUCUAUUUCCCCUGUAGUAUUUGGCCUGCUGCAGGACCGCCACAUGUAAAACAUUUUCUAGAGAAUAUCUAUGAAUCUCUUACACUACACUGUACCAUUGCCUUAUCUGGGAGGAGCUGUGCCCUUGGGAGAAAUAACUUUGUGGCCUAAAUGGCUCUUAGGGAGAAGUUUCCUCUUCCUUUUUGGCCCUUGGUAGGGUCACAAUCCACAAAAAUCAGGAAAGCCUCUUGGCUUGCUUGACUCUGAGACUAACCUUUCCCUGUACCAAGUCUCUUACAGGUGGAGAAAUAUUACCUUUUAAUGUAGGAUUUUAUAAAAAAAGUUAGUAGGAAAAAUAGCCUAAUGUUUUAUGUUUUGUAGAAACGGUUCUGAAAUUUAAAAAAAUCUAGUGUUAAAAAAAAAAAAUACCUAAAUUUUUUUUUAAUCCUUUUUAGUUUCCUUUGGCUGGGCAUUUCUCUAGAUGUGUAUAUAUAUAUUGUGUUUUAUACAAUUCAUAUUCUGAACUGAAGCAGCAUUGACUACAGUAUGUUACAGGUUUCUCUUUCUAUAUAACAGCUACUGUAUGCAAUUGAUAUUUAUGGGGAUUUUCCAUAAUUUUUGGAUUUGAUUUUUAUAGGAUUAUUUAUGGUUCUUCUCAUGUUUUGUUUUUAUUUUUUUUUCAUUUUUAUAUAUAAAACACUAAUAUAAUGAAUCUCUUAUGAUUGUCAAAACUAUUUAAGCUUUAUUCUGUGAAUUUUUUAAUUAUAAACUGAAGGCAAUAACUUCUGCAAGAAUUACUCUGUAUGCAAAAUUGGAUUCUUAAAACAUGAUUAAAGUAUAUUGUAGGGAAAGAUGGGGAAUUUUUUAGCCUGUAAUAUAUUGUAAUCAGUCCUAUAGAGCUAUAUAUUUUAUAUAUAUAUUUUUCCAGCAAAGUGUACAAAUGUUAAGAAUAAAAAGGCUAGAGAUUUUUGGGCUUGUGCAGCCUUACUAUGUGUAAGGGAGGGCGUAUUGGUCUAGUUUAUAUGCUGCUCUUUGUGCAAUGUCUUGUUUAUGUUGAAUGCAGUAAUAUUUUCCUUUUUUGUUCAUAAACAGCUGGGGGUCAGGCUAAUGGUUGCUGAACUAGCCAGGUCACUAACACUCCAUGUGCCCUGAAUGCAGUGGCCAUCAGAUUAACUUCCAUGAAUUAGAAACAGUUGCUGUGUUUGAAAAUGUCAGCCUUGCUCCUUCAUAGCCAGGUGAUGGAGCGGAGAUCCCUUGCCCCUCAUUUCAAAGUGACACUUCUAAUUUAUGGGAUGGGAUGCAAACAAAAGUUGGAAGCUCACUGUGCAAAGGAAGUAACCUUUACCUUUUCUCUAGCAAAAUUGCUGUUCAGUUUAUAGGCUAAGCUAUUUUUAAGAGUUUGAACUAAUCUCCUUUAUUCCCUUUUCCCUUCAGAAGGAUGGCUUUCAGUAUUUAGAAUAUUGUUUGUUCAUGUCUCCUGCUAAGGUGGCUCUCUGGGAACACUGACUUCCUCAAGCCAUUUGCAGUUAACUUUUUUUUUAAAGAUGUUCUAGUGUAUCAUUUUAAGCAGAUCCUACCUCUCAGAGUUGGUCCAGUUCCACAAAACAUUUUUAGGACAGGCAUGCAUCUUCUACUCACUACAGGGUUUUCUGGCAGUCUUUGGCUAGUUCCAGAAUUGGUGUAUAAAACACCCACUUAUCUUGGUCCUGUUGCAUCAGUCUUAUUUGCUAGAUCUGAGUCGCUGCCUUUCCAGAUAACAAUGAAGAUUACAACAUAGACUGUAGGGUGGCUUUUUGUGUAUGUGGGGAGAGUGGGGGCAACUGCAUACAACAUAGCCCAUAGUGGUCUGCAGUCCUCUUGCACAAGACUGCUUGAAAUCCUGCUGGUUCUGAAGGCCCUGGAGAAUGUCUUUUUGUAGACCUUAGACCUGAUUCUCUUUCCAUUUGUAGUUCUGCACCUGUAUAAUUUAACUGGAAUCAGUGCAGUUGCACCUGAUUCUAGUGGUGUAAAGGAGAGGACAAGUGGAUCUCUUCUAUGUUCUAUAGCUAUGGGGCAAGGGGUCCUCCUCUCUGUGGACUCCCUGCUAAGGUUUGAUCCUGUAGCCUGAGAACCCCUGCAACAACGUCUCUAGCAGGAGUUGCCCCUUUUAUUUUUAUUUUUAAAUGGGUUCCUUUCAAUUCAAAGACUAGCCUGUCCCAGGGCCUAGCUCUGGAAUGAAUGAAUAUGUGGAAACUUUAUUUUUUUUUCAUUCUGCUGUUAUGGAAGUAACCCAUUUGCAACUCUUGUCUACAGACCGCGCCACCUGUGAAGCAUGAAUUUUUUUUUAAAUGUGUGAAAGAGAUUCUCUCAUGUAAUUGUGCUUUUUUUGUUUUGUUUGGGGUUUUUCCCACUGGUACUUGAUCAAAUAAACUGGUACUUUCUAAAA
Molecule: messenger RNA, 3474 nt
Organism: Chrysemys picta bellii (western painted turtle)
Lineage: Eukaryota; Metazoa; Chordata; Testudines; Emydidae
Gene: SDC4
Product: syndecan 4
Biological process (GO): cell migration
Cellular component (GO): membrane; cell surface
Source: RefSeq, a predicted model, not a curated record